GCAGGAAAUACAGACACAAUAGGAAAGCACUAAUGCUAAACCUUUUCAGACCUUUCAAGCAACAGGGAUAGCAGUGAUCACUGCUCAAGGGAAGCCACCAUUUGCAACAAAAGCAUCAUCCUUCCAUCCCUGAAACAACCCAAGGAUCCAUUAUCCUCACCCACUUGGUAGAGAUGUCUACAGCCAAAUUUGGAGUGACUGUCCAAUCAUAGAGAAGAUGGAAAAAAGGACAUGUGCCCUGUGCCCUGAAGGCCAUGAGUGGAGUCAAAUAUACUUUUCACCAUCAGCGAAUAUAGUUGCUCAUGAAAACUGUUUGCUGUAUUCAUCAGGACUGGUGGAGUGUGAGGCUCCUGAUCUACCUAAUACAGUUAGAAACUUUGAUGUCAAAUCUGUAAAGAAAGAGAUCGGGAGAGGAAGAAGAUUGAAAUGCUCAUUUUGUAAAAACAAAGGAGCCACCAUGGGAUAUGAUUUACAGUCCUGCACCAAGAAUUACCACUUAUCCUGUGCCAUGGAAGACCACGCAAUUCUACAAGUUGAUGAAGAUCAUGGCACUUACAAAUUAUUUUGUCAAAAACAUGCUCCAGAGGGUCAAGAACCCACACAACGUGAUGCAGCUGUCAAAGCUCCUUUCCUUAAGAAAUGCCAGGAAGCAGGACUUCUUAAUGUUUUACUUGAAUACAUACUAGAAAAAAUGGAUUUGAUUCAUGGAAGACUCCUGAAUGAGACUGCCUCAGAGUCAGACUAUGAAGGGAUCGAGACCUUACUGUUUGGCUGUGGAUUGUUUGGAGACACACUAAGAAAAUUCCAAGAAGUAAUCAAUAGUAAAGCUUGUGAAUGGGAAGAAAGGCAAAGGCUGAUGAAGCAGCAGCUUGAGGCACUUGCAGACUUACAACAAAACUUGUGCUCAUUUCAAGAAAAUGGGGACCUGGACUGCUCAAGUUCUACAUCAGGAUCCUUGCUACCUCCUGAGGACCACCAGGUCAGAUGCCAGGAGUCUCCUGAAGUGCAAGCAGGCUCAGGAGAUAGCCUGUGACAGAUCCACAGUGUCCUCCAACUCUGACCUGCUACUGCUCAUCCAUGCUCCAUACCUGACUGGGUGUUUCUUGUCUCCUCUCUUCUCAUCUCACUUGUCCUGCUUUCCCCUGAUAGUAAAAGCUGCUCCUCAGGAAAACUGGAUGGGGCCUCCAUGUUCUCCAAGGAUCGAGGAAGUCUUCCUGCCUACCCUGCCCACCCCAGUCAAGGGCAGCAACACCAGAGCUUUGCUCAGCCUUAAAUGGAAUCUUAGAGCUUUCUCUUGCUUCUGCUGCUCCUACAGAUGGCCUCAUCAUGGUCUCCACUCAGUAUUAAUAACUCCAUCAGCAUAGAGCAAACUCAACACUGUGCAUUGCACACUGAUACCCUGGGUUUAUGCUCACUAUCAUACCAGAUUGCCAAUAUUUAGCACACUUAAUAAAUGCUUGUCAAAACCA
Mus musculus (house mouse) is the source of this 1469-nucleotide messenger RNA. It is a transcript of the gene Phf11a, whose product is annotated as PHD finger protein 11A. The record is from RefSeq and is a predicted model, not a curated record. Gene Ontology annotation, cellular component: nucleus. The coding region runs from base 218 to 1033 and encodes 271 amino acids. Lineage: Eukaryota; Metazoa; Chordata; Mammalia; Rodentia; Muridae. The transcript has 8 exons.